GCGGCGCCUCAGUCGGUGCGGGGCGGGCGGAGGCGGCGGGUGGGGAGCGGAGCGGGAGGAGGCGGCGGCGGAGCGUGAUGGGCGCCUGACGCCCGGCCCGUCCCGCCGCCGAGGGACGAUGGCGCGGCCCCGCGGCGGGCGGUGGCUGCUGGGUGUCCUGCUGGCCCUGUGCCGCCUCGCCGCGCCGCUCGCCAAGAGCCUGGAGCCGGUGUCGUGGAGCUCCGCGAACCCCAAAUUCAUGACUGGGAAGGGGCUGGUCAUCUACCCAGAGAUUGGGGAUAAACUGGACAUUAUCUGCCCCAAAGCGGAGCCGUCCAAGCCUUACGAGUACUACAAACUGUACCUGGUGAGGAAGGAGCAGGCGGAUGCCUGCAGCACUGUCAUGGACCCCAACGUGCUGGUGACGUGCAACCGGCCCGAGCAGGAGAUCCGCUUCACCAUCAAGUUCCAGGAGUUCAGCCCCAACUACAUGGGCCUGGAAUUCAAGCGGCAACAGGAUUACUUCAUCACAUCCACUUCCAAUGGCACGCUGGAUGGCCUGGAGAACCGGGAAGGAGGGGUCUGCCAGACACGCUCCAUGAAGAUUGUCAUGAAAGUGGGGCAGGAUCCAAACGCGGUGAUCCCAGAGCAGCUGACGACGAGUCGGCCGAGCAAGGAGUCGGAUGACACCGUGAAGGUCGUCACGCAGAGCCCGCGCAGCAAGGUCCCGGCGGUGGAGGAGCCUGGCAAGCCAGGCUCUGUCAACCAGGACGGCCAGGAGACGCAAGGUCCCAGCGAUGGCUUCCUGAGCUCCAAGGUGGCCGUGUUUGCAGCCAUCGGCGCCGGCUGCGUCAUCUUCAUCCUCAUCAUCAUCUUCCUCGUUGUGCUCCUGAUCAAGAUCCGCAAGCGGCACCGGAAGCACACGCAGCAGCGAGCCGCAGCCUUGUCCCUCAGCACCUUGGCCAGCCCCAAAUGCAGCGGGAACGCGGGCUCGGAGCCCAGCGACAUCAUCAUCCCCUUACGGACUACAGAGAACAACUACUGCCCGCACUACGAGAAGGUGAGCGGGGACUACGGGCACCCCGUCUACAUCGUGCAGGAGAUGCCCCCGCAGAGCCCAGCCAACAUUUACUACAAGGUGUGAGGAGCAGCCUGGGAACGGCCGAUGCAGCAGCGCGGGAGCGCCGGGCGCGGGGCUGGCGCCGCAGGGAGGAAGCGAAACGCCCCCCCCGGCACGGCGCGGGCAGCGCCGGGAGCGGCGCCGGGGAGCGGAGGGCUCAACGCUCACGUGCUGAUUCUCCCCUUUGUAUUUAGUUUUGUAGUUCUCAGCUUUUGUAAUCCCGAGACUCUGAGGGUGAGCCUUCAGCCUCCUCCUCUUCUUCUCCAGACUGUGGCCGGCUGUGGCGGGGGCGGGUGCCGUGCCUUUCCAUGCUCGGGACACCGCUGGCAAACCCGGAGACUCCACCAUCCCUUUGUGGUUUGGGAUUUCCCCGUGUCACCCCUCGGGCCCUGCAGGAAGUGCCCGCCAGCGCCGUGGGGUCCCGGAGCCUGGAGCGACGCAGGGGCCUCGGUCCCAGGAGCAGCAAGCACACAGGGGGAUGAGGAGGAGGAUGCUUUGCCAAGGUGCCAAGAUGCAGACAACUGUGCAGGGAGGAAGCUGGCAAACCCGAUUUACUACUACUACUAUUAUUAUUAUUAUAAUUAUUUUAAUUUUUUUGUAACAUUUUUAUUUUUGUGAAUUCCGGGCAGGACUCCGGCCCGCCGCCUCCGGGCACACGCCGUCACCUCCUUCCAGCACGUGAUCCCGCCGGCCACGGGGCAGAUCCCGCUCCCCCCACUGCCCCUGGAAACUUUUGUGUUCGUAGCUGUUGACUCUUGUUUUAGUCUCUUUAUAAAAAGAAAGAAAGAAAAAAAAAUUCUAUCUCCACCCUGUCUCAAGCAUUCAGUGCGCGAGGGGCCGGACACUGCUCCCGCCCCACGCGGAGCAGCCGUGGCCUGGCAGCUCUUCCCGACCCCUCUGGAGCAUCCCACUGUGGAAAAAAGCCUUUGGCUUUCUAUCGGGCUGGGGCUGAGCCUGCUGGAAGCAAGGUAGGGGGUGGCAGGGGGAAGCUGCAGCCCCCUCCCAGGCUGGGCAUACUGCAGGUGGUUGUCCUUGGAAAGGAAAACUGGAAAACAAAGAUUCCCGACCUGCAGCUCGUGCCAGGGGUGUCAGGAGGAGGCUGGUGCUUGGGGCUGGAAGCCCCCAAGUGGCUGGAGCACCAGGCUUGGCUUGGUUGGGAACUGAGCCAAAGGCUUUUCCACCCUCCUGGUUUACCUGAAGAAUCCAGUGCCCCUUGGCAGGACCUGCUUUGGGGACCAGCCCCCGCUGUGCCUGUUCCCCUCCCUGCUCCUGGUGCAGGAGCAUUCCCUGUCCUGCUGCCUCCCGGGGGUCCCACAGCCCGGGCUCCCCUGCCCUUGCCUUGCCCAUCUCCUGCCCAAAACUGGAAGGGGUCGAGCCUGUCUGGUGGGAUCAUUCCCAGCUUCCUCUUCCCAGGAGGAGCCACCGGCACUAUGGCUGAUGCCAGUGAGCCCAGCAGGGCUGGCGAUGCCCUGGCACUGCCUGUCCUCGGGCUGUCCCCCCUUCCUCACUUUCUUUUCCUUCCAGCAGUAGCUGCUUUUGCUCAGGGAGCAGGAGUGGGGCCGGCAGGGCUGUUCCUGCCUGGGCUGUUCCCGCCUGUCCCCAGGGCCCCGAGUCCCGCGUUAGGAAGUGCCCAAAGAGCGAGGGAGCUGCUCUGCUAAAGUGCCUUGACAAGGAGCGGGCGGGGGCGGGGGCAGAGCAGGGACUGGAGGUCUGUGGCCCGGGAGGAUCCGGUGGUCCCGGGAGGAUCCGGUGGUCCCGGGAGGAUCCGGUGGCCUGGCUGCUGUGCUGGGGUUUGGCCCUGAGCGGAAUGGGAGCAUCCUGUGGUGUCACGUUGUUGGGUUUGCAGUUUAGGGCAGGAAUUUGGGCUGGAGCAGAGCAGGGUGUCCCAGCUCCCCUCCUGCCCUCAGCAUCCUGAGAUGGUUUUGCUUCCAGGGCCCUGAACCGGCUGCUUCCCUCGGGAGAGACAUGCCCCAGCGGGUGCUCCCCCCGCUUCCCCAUCCCAGCGCUGCUUCCCCAUGUAGCACCUUCCAUCCCUCUCUCCUCUGUGGGAUCCACUGCCCAUCCUGGCCUGGGAGCUGCCCCCACCAGGACCCCCAUUCUCCAGUGGGGAAAUCCCAGAGAAUUGUGUCUUAAAAAAAUCCCCUUUCCCUCUUUCCUCUGCCAAACCUUAGCCUGUGUUUCCCGAAGCAGGCAGAGUCCUGGCUGGGUAGUGGUGGCAGUGGUGAUGGUGACAGUGACAGUGGAAUCCGUUAGGAAUAGUGACAGGAGUGGAGGGGGAAAUGGGGGGACGAUGUAGUUUUGGUUUGGUUUUGGUGGAGAAGGGACAGAGUCUGGCCAUGGGUUGUACCAGAAGUGAUCUGACAGUGCCGGUGGCUUCUCCUGGUGGCUGUCCCCACCUGAGGUCUCCAUCAGUCCCACUCCUGCUGCUGGGAACAGCUGCAAAACCUUGUAAAUAUGUGAAGAAAGGGUGAAAUCAGAACUCUUGGUUUUUGCUGAGCACCUCGGGAUGCUGGGUCCUGGAUCAGAGUGUGUCCCUCGGGUUCUUUUCGUGGAAAGCAUUGAAAUAUGGUUGAUUUUUCCUUUUUUUUUAUUUUUUAUUUUUGUUCCCCCCCUGUUUUGUUUGUGUAAAUACUAGUCUUUUUUGGAAGAAAUAAUGUAAAGAUGUUUUGUAUAAACUCCGAAUUAUUUUCUGGUUGCUUUUUCUUAGAAAAACAAAUGAGAACUUAAAAAAAAAAAGAUGAAAAAAAAAAGAAA
Poecile atricapillus (Black-capped chickadee) is the source of this 3853-nucleotide messenger RNA. It is a transcript of the gene EFNB1, whose product is annotated as ephrin B1. The transcript is spliced from 5 exons. Gene Ontology annotation, biological process: axon guidance; ephrin receptor signaling pathway. NCBI's taxonomy places the organism in Eukaryota, Metazoa, Chordata, Aves, Passeriformes, Paridae. Gene Ontology annotation, cellular component: plasma membrane. Gene Ontology annotation, molecular function: ephrin receptor binding. The coding region runs from base 119 to 1123 and encodes 334 amino acids. The record is from RefSeq and is a predicted model, not a curated record.